GAGAGAGAGAGAGAGAGAGCGAGAGAGAGGAAGUUCAUCGCUGGAGGAUCUCACACUUCUCCCCGCAACCAGAGAUCAAACAUGACGGAAAUGUAAAAGAUGUUCAGUCCAUCCAGUCCAACCCAGAAGAUCAGUGUAGAGGCCAGCUCUGGAUCUGAUGAAGGAUCAGAGGUUAGCCUGGAACCUGAGACAGACCGGUUUGGAUUCAUUUUGACCAAUGGAUCCACAGCUGGGUGUGUGGGCCCACCUCCUGGGCUGGUCAGGCAGAGGGAGGCCAAAUGGAUAAGCAUCAUCAGCCAAUGGGAUCACAUCUUGUUGAAGAAGACUAAUAAGGUCAGAGUGCAGUGUCAGAAAGGCAUCCCGGCCUCUCUCCGAGCAAAGUGCUGGCCUCUACUGUGUGGAGCAACUGACAUGAUGAAACAAAAUGAAACUCUCUACAAGUCUCUGGACUCACAGCCUGCUCUGCAGAGCUGGGUGGAUGUGAUCGAGAGAGACCUGGACCGACAGUUUCCUUUCCAUGAAAUGUUCCUCUCUAAGGAUGGACAUGGGCAGCGUGGUUUAUUUCGGGUGUUGAAAGCUUACACUCAGUACCAACCAGAGGAGGGUUACUGCCAGGCACAGGGGCCUGUGGCUGCCGUGCUGCUCAUGAACAUGCCAGCUGAGGAGGCAUUCUGGUGUUUGGUGCAGAUCAGUGAGCGGUACCUGCCGGGGUACUACAGCCCGCUGCUGGAGGGAGUCCUGUUUGACGCUGCCAUGCUAACCUGGGUCUUGAAAAGGACGUGUCCAGCUGCACAUAAACACCUGCAGCAGCACGGCGUGGAGCCGCUCAUGUUCACCACAGAUUGGCUGAUGUGUCUCUUCACACGCCACCUGCCCUUCAACACGCUGCUGCGAGUUUGGGACCUCUUCUUCUGCUUUGGCGUGCGGGUGCUGCUCCAAGUGGCGGUGGUGCUAGUGCGUCGGGUGCUGGGCCGGGCCGAGCAGAGAAGGCAAUGUGAUGGCCAGAUGGAGACUCUGGAGAGGCUGAGGGGAGUCAGGGAUCAGAUCCAGGAGGAAGAUGACACCUUUAUAGCAGAGGUGUGCUCAGUGCAGCUAUCAGCCAAAGAUCUGGAGAAACAAACUGAGAAGCAGUUAGUAAAGUGGAGGAAGGACAGACCCUCAUCAUCCUUCGACCCCAGGGGUCGCUGCCACGGAUACCGUAUGGCGUGGGCUCAGGCUCAACACACAGAGGAAGAACAGGACAAGAGAGAGAGAGAGAAAGGGAACCUGUCUCUCCCUCUGGCUCGCUCGGCCUCCACUCUCUCCCUGUCUCCUUCUUUGCUUCAGAAGUGGAAGAAAGGCGGGAAAGGCAACACAAGAGAGUGGGAAGGCGGUGCUAAAGUUGUGAGGCAUCUCUCGAUGGGAGCAAAGGAGGACUGCAGGAGCUGGUCUGAGUUACACUUCAAGAAAGUGAAAGAGGUUCAGGAGGAGGAGGACGAAGACAUAGUUCCAGCUGAAUGCAAAAAACAAAGUGAGCCCAAUCUAAGAGGACAAACUGCACAAAAAGAACUUUUGGAAGUACCUGAAAAAAUUGACAUAAUCCAAAACAUACCAGCCGAGCAUGAAGAAGAAACAGUGAUAUUUAAAGAACAGGCUGAACACUCGGGAGAGAGAAUCAAUGAAGAGGAGAAAAGUCACGUCAGAGAGACAGAGCAAAGCAAACAGCUUCUAGAACAAACAGGAGCACCACCAAGAAGUCCAGCAAAACACCAGAGUGCUGGAAAUAUUCUUAACCCCUCUGAAGACAGGCCCCACGAUCAGCAGUGUCACAGAAGCGCACACCAAGAAACUGAAGUAAAAGAGGAAAACAAUGAGACAGCAAAACAAACAGCAGAGAGUGAACAACCAGCUGCUGUGGAAGAUAAUAAGACGGAGAUACAGAAAGAUGAUGUUGCAGAGUCAAACACAGAGGUGGAGUCAGGAGGAAGUGCAGAUCUAAGUGAAGAACAGAUGAUUCAGUCUGACAUGAAACCAGAGGAGAGCUCAGAAACUGAAGAUGUGCAACAGAUGAAGGCGGGAAGAGUCACAGAAGUUUCUGAAACAACAAAUGAGACAAGCCCAGGCUCGGAGACAGACAGUGGAGACGAAGCUCAAACUGUUAAGGAUCCUGUUUUUGAGACGGAGAUACAUCAACAACAAGAGGGAAUCACAGAGAAGGAAAACAGCUCGCAGGAAGAUGCAUUUCAAGGAAAACACCUCUGCAUUGAGUUAUUAGCAGAAGAAGACGUAAACGAAGAGUCCUGCUCUCAUGCAGAGACAGAAACUGGUGGGCUAGCAUAUAAUCCAGAAAGAGUAGAAACAACAAAUUCAGAACAAAUAGAUUCAGAAACAGAAACAGCAUCAUUAAUUCUUGUUUACCUGAAUGCAUCGAUUCAAAAGAAGGCACUGAGUUAGAGGCUAAUUCAGACACUGAAGAGAAAACAGCAGCCAAUAAUGACACAGUGACAGACACAGGUGAAGCAUUUGCUGAUAGUUCAGAGAAAGAGUGUGACCCUAUUGCGUGUGAACAUACAAAAGAAGAAAUUUCCGCUUCAGACUCGGAGGAAAAGCUUGAUAAUGAUCAAACACAAGCAGAGGAAACAACAGCAGACAGUCGAAUGAAUGAGGAGUGUGCUGACUUCUUAAGAGCUCAAACAAAUGCUGAAAAGGUUCAUCUCACAGUUGAGGUUGAUGAGAAAACAAGUCCAUCGGACAAUAAAUCUUUGGAGGAACCUUCACCUGAAGAACCAGUCUGUGUCUCUAAGGAGGAAGAAAGUAUAGAAAAUCCUCAAACAAAUGCUGAAAAGGUUCAUCUCACAGUUGAGGUUGAUGAGAAAACAAGUCCAUCGGACAAUAAAUCUUUGGAGGAACCUGCACCUGAAGAACCGGUCUGUGUCUCUAUGGAGGAAGAAAGUAUAGAAAAUCCUCAAACAAAUGCUGAAAAGGUUCAUCUCACAGUUGAGGUUGAUGAGAAAACAAGUCCAUCGGACAAUAAAUCUUUGGAGGAACCUUCACCUGAAGAACCUGUCUGUGUCUCUAAGGAGGAAGAAAGUAUAGAAAAUCCUCAAACAAAUGCUGAAAAGGUUCAUCUCACAGUUGAGGUCGAUGAGAAAACAAGUCCAUCGGACAAUAAAUCUUCGGAGGAACCUGCACCUGAAGAACCAGUCUGUGUCUCUAUGGAGGAAGAAAGUAUAGAAAAUGUUGAGGAAAACACAGCAGGAGGGGACGAUGUCUUUGGUUCUACAGACUCUGGUAGGAACCUUCAAAUCCAAGACAGAGAUGUUGCCAAAGACGAGACUGAGCCGAGUCACAGCGGCCAGACACAAGCCUGUGAGCGUCACAACAGUAAGUCUUCUGGUGAUUUAAACGUCUUCAAGUCAUCUGUCUCGCGUAGGUCCUGGUUGGGGCGUAGGCUGUCUGAAGAUCUCUUCGUCAUGCCACAGAAAACCAACCAGUCACAAUCAAUAACCAAUCACCAAGAAGUCCAACCCGCUGAAUCAAAACCCAAUCCGAUAGCUGUAAACCCAACACAACCCCAAGAAGUCACCUCGUCACUGCCUGCAGAAGUUUCUAAGGGGGCUUACGCCCAGGAGGGACGGCAGCCGUCCGACCCCCCUAAACGUUUUGGUCUCUUCCGCAGACUUAAAGGAGAGCAGUCAAACAAGGCCAAGGCAAAAAGGACACCAAAAAUACAAGUGCCCAAAAUCCUAAUUCAGGACUUUAGCGAUGGCACAGAGAUGGGGAAACUGGUUAAAGAUGAGGAUCUGGAGAAUCUAAGCUCCAGGGAAAGGAGGAGGCGGCGGAGGGAGCAGGAGAGGAAGGAGAAAGAGGAGGAAAGGCUGAGAAAGAAGAGAGAGAGGGAGCUGGAAAAAGAGAGGGAGCGAGAAAGGAGGAGACCAAAGACGAGUGGAAAAAGUUCCCAGGUUCACAGAAAAAAGGGGAGCACUGAUGAAGCUCAACCUGCAAAGACUGGAUCAGAGGCGCUCGGAUGUACUUCUCCUUACGCUCAAUCUUACUUUUGACAGGACAUUUUUUAAAGUUUGUUUUCAAAUCUGAAGUGACGAGAAAGUUUUUUUUGUUUUUUUUUGCAGAAUGGACGACACAUUGGUUGAUGUUCAGAGAUUCAUCAUCCUAAUUCUUUGAUACUUGAACUUCUUGACAUGUAAAUAAAUAAAUAAGUUUUAAAACUUUGA
Labrus bergylta (ballan wrasse) is the source of this 4211-nucleotide messenger RNA. RefSeq names its product TBC1 domain family, member 10C (gene tbc1d10c). NCBI's taxonomy places the organism in Eukaryota, Metazoa, Chordata, Actinopteri, Labriformes, Labridae. The record is from RefSeq and is a predicted model, not a curated record.